AUGAAUAUAAAGAAAAUAUUCAUAAAAUUUUUUUUUAUGGUAACAGUAGUUUUUUCGCAUUUUAUAACUAAAAAUAUAUGUUAUUCAAAUAAAAAAAAAUAUAUUUUUUUUCUAAAUAGAACAAAUGCUCAUAAUAAUAGUAUAGUGUACACUUUAAAAAAUACACAUUGGAAAAAUAAUAUAAGGAGGGUUAAACAUUUCAAUAAGCUCUUCUUUGAAAAAAAAUUAUUUUACAUCAACAAAAGUGUAGAACGAAUAUUCUUUGCAAAUAACAUUUUUAGAAUGGAUAUGCAUCAGCCUUUUGUGAUUUUCAUGCUUGGGGGCCCUGGUAGUGGGAAAGGAACACAAUGCAAACUAAUUCAAGAAAACUUCAAUUUUAUUCACAUCAGUGCAGGUGAUUGCCUACGAGAAUAUUUAAUAAAAUGCGAAAAAAAUGAAACAGAUUCAAAAUACAAAGAAAUUGUAGAAGAUUCUAUAAAGAAUGGAAAAAUUGCACCUGCAGAAAUAACUAUAGAACUAAUGAAACAUAAAAUGAAAGACGAAAUUAAUAGAAUGAAAAAAAAUGAAGAAAAAUGUGAUAAUGAAGAUGUAGAAAAAUUAAAUAGUUUUUCAUUUAAUUUAUUAGAUGAAAAAAUAAAUUUAGAAAAUACUAAUAUUGAUGAAAAUAGUGAUAAUUUAAAAUAUGAAAAUAAUAUAUAUGAAAAUAAUUAUGUAUUGGAUAUAUUAAAAAAAAAUAAAACACUAAAAAAAGCAAAAUAUAAAUUUAUAAUUGAUGGAUUUCCAAGAAAUUACAAUAACCUUGAUGGAUGGAUAAAUAUUAUUAAGAAUUAUGCAUAUGUUCAUUUAUGUAUAUUUCUUUAUUGUGAUGAAGAACAUAUGAUUAAAAGGUGUAUAAACCGUGGACUAAUUAGCGGACGAGUAGACGACAAUAUAAAUACUCUAAAGAAAAGAUUUGAAAUACACAAUAAAGGUUGUAUUCCUAUAAUAAAUUUAUUUUUAAGCGAAAACAAAUGCAUUUUUAUUAAUGCAAAUAAGACUAUUGAAGGUGUGUGGGCCGAUAUAAAAUAUGUUUUUGAAAAUAUGUAA
Messenger RNA from Plasmodium berghei ANKA, 1086 nucleotides. RefSeq names its product UMP-CMP kinase, putative. Gene Ontology annotation, cellular component: cytoplasm; nucleus. NCBI's taxonomy places the organism in Eukaryota, Apicomplexa, Aconoidasida, Haemosporida, Plasmodiidae. The record is from RefSeq and is a predicted model, not a curated record. Gene Ontology annotation, biological process: UDP biosynthetic process; CDP biosynthetic process. The transcript is spliced from 5 exons. Bases 1 to 1086 code for a protein of 361 amino acids. Gene Ontology annotation, molecular function: ATP binding; UMP kinase activity.